UUCAGCAAACCAAAAAGAAAGCAUGGAAACUCCACGCACCCUCCAAGAGUCCACGCAUCACCAAACUCUCUAUUUCUUUCAAUGGCCCAGCUCAGAUCAGCUGGACCAGAAUUUAUGGUUUAGUAGGCGGAAGAGAAAAAAAGAGAAGAUAUAGAUGUAGAUGUCUUCAAAUGUGCUCCAUCCAAAAACCCAUGUUUACCAGAAAUACCCUUCUGCAACCACCCGAAAAAAGCCAUCUUCAUCACUGUCUCAACUCUCUAAAGUUACAUUUUUUUCACCCAGUUAUUAUGUGGUCUUCUUUGUCUUGGUCAGAGUUUUCACAGAUUGAACAGGAAAGCCAGAACCCUCCUCUCUCUAUACUUAUUAUUUCCCUUUUAUCAUUUCAUGCCCAAUCUCAUUCUUUCUUAUCAAUCACCCUUAUUCUUCCUCCUUGUCAUCCCUUUUAUCUUCUCCAUAUUUGCUUAAUUUAGCCCUUGUGUGGGGUUCUUCUCUUAAUAUCAUCCCUGUGUUCUGAACCAUGAAGAAGAUGAAAGUGGUUGCUAGUUCUUUGGAGUAUUCUCCAUACGCCAUGUAUGAGGAUCAAAGAACGAGGUUCAAGCACCAGAGCCUUGUGCAAGACUUUCAAGACUUACACAAGGAAACAGAGGCCAUGAGAAAGAAAUUGCAGAUGUUGAAAGAACAAAAAUCGAAUCUGUUGGCUGAAGUCCGGUUUUUAAGGAGGAGGCACAAAUUCUUGAUCCAAAACCGAUCUUCGAACAACCCUGCGGAUCGAUUCUUUGCACCGCCGCAGAAUAUGGUUAUCAGAAGUAAAUCGAAUAUGAAGGGAAAGAAAUCAACGGAAAAGGAACAUUGUAUGCCACACCUAGCUACAAGUUUUGUUUUGAACCAGAAGGGAAAGACUUAUGGUGAAAAGGAAACCUUACUCACUCGUCGUCCUCCGAUGAUUGACUUAAACCGAAAGCAGCAGAAAGUUUUCAGUGAAAAGGAGGAAGCUGCUCUGCGGAGUUCUUUACCGGCUGUCUACUUGAACCAGAAGGAAAGGCUUUACAGCGAAAAGGAGGCUGCUGCUCGAAGCAUAGCACCGGUUUUUGAUUUAAACCAGAUUUCGACAGAGGAGGAAGAACUACAGGCUAAUGAUAACUCACUGAGAAUAGAGGAACUCAAGAGCAGUUCGAUCCGAAUCGGAAAUGACAAGCAGCACAAUGAUAUUAAACUAUCGGCCUGCUGGAACACCGGAAACAGACCAAACAGAGUCGGGAAAAGGAAGAUAACAUGGCAAGAUCAGGUGGCAUUGAAGGUUUAAGUCCCCUUAGUUGAAGGGGUGGUACUUGUUAGUUUAGCUUCCCUUCCCCCAUAUUUAUUUGCACUGUUUUGUAAAAAAAGAAAAUAUAGUUGUACCAAUUGAAUUUAUGAAGAUAAAUAUGAAAAUUGAUUAUUGGGAAUCAGAUAUAUUCUCAAC
Hibiscus syriacus is the source of this 1459-nucleotide messenger RNA. RefSeq lists its product as uncharacterized. The transcript has 4 exons. NCBI's taxonomy places the organism in Eukaryota, Viridiplantae, Streptophyta, Magnoliopsida, Malvales, Malvaceae. The record is from RefSeq and is a predicted model, not a curated record. The coding region runs from base 518 to 1303 and encodes 261 amino acids.